Seriola aureovittata is the source of this 12648-nucleotide messenger RNA. RefSeq names its product BRCA2 DNA repair associated (gene brca2). Lineage: Eukaryota; Metazoa; Chordata; Actinopteri; Carangiformes; Carangidae. The transcript has 32 exons. Gene Ontology annotation, cellular component: nucleus. Gene Ontology annotation, biological process: regulation of DNA-templated transcription; double-strand break repair via homologous recombination. The record is from RefSeq and is a predicted model, not a curated record. Bases 180 to 10862 code for a protein of 3560 amino acids.
CAGGGACUAACUAGCUAGCGGAUUGACUCGCUGUAAAUACUUCUGUGUCAUUUUAUCGCAUAGUUUGUGGUCUGUUGUCAACAUUUUGUAAAUUUCAUCGCAACAUGAAAGUCGAGAGUCUCGCACGCCGUCAUGGUGUGCCGUGUGACAACUCAUAGGGAUUACACAAGUCACCUGGAAUGGACUUAGCCUCAACAAACAUGUACGACACCUUCAAAGAUGAAAUCUGGAAAGAGCUGGGACCACUGGACCCCGACUGGUUUGAUAUACUGACAGCUCAAGCGUUCACUAAUGAGGGAAGUGUCUCUGAUCAAGAGGACAUCUGUGCUAACCAAGAGGGAAAUUUUAAAACGCCUUUCAACAAAACUGCACUUGACAGUCAGCUGUUUUCAACACCCAAAGUUUUCAGACACAAUGGAGUUGUGUCCCCUGAAACUGAAGAUGAGCAGUCCUUCACUGUUGAGCAAGAAAAGGAAACACUGCCAUGGACGGCAACACAAAGUCCAUGUUUGUUUGAGAUGUCAAAAGAGGGGGUCCCAGGAGUCCGGCCUCAGAGUCAGGACAGUUUUGAUUUGCUUCCUACCCCAAUCAGCCAUGCCAAGCAAAUAUCUGAAAGUCUUGGUGCACAGAUUCAUCCUGAUAUAUCGUGGACCAGUUCUCUGAAUACCCCACCAGCUGUGCUAUCCACCCUGAUUUUAUCUAAAACAGAUGAGAGUCCCUGCCCAAUGAGUGUUUCUGAUGAAAAAAAUGUUGUUUUUGUACGGAAGCUUUUUCCUUAUCUUUCAAAUACAUCCAGAGAUGGGGCAGUAUCACCCAAAAACAAUGACGUGCCCACUGUUCACCGAGGUGUUGUUUCCCCAGUGUCUGAUCAUAAUCCAGAAUUCCACAAUUCCCCCCAGAAUCGGGGUGAGAGUGUUUGGAGACAGAAGCUACCAGAUGCUAUUGAGGAUGGAGAAAUACGCAGCACAGUUGCGAGUGUUCUUGAUGGAGCUGAAAAUGUUCUCUCAGUAUUUUUCGCCAACAGUAGUUCAGCGCUGAGAAAAGUGAAAACUGAAAGAAUCAAGAGGAAGCAAAUCAUUCCAACCAAAGAACAUGGUUGCAGCUCUACAGACAUGUCAUCUACAAAAAAUGCUGUGUCCAGCGAACAGAGAACAGAUAAGUGGGAACCUGUCAAACUUUCCUCUCCCCCGCCGGUGAAAAAUGGAGAUGUUGAGAUAACCCAGUGGUCUCCAUUGAGUUUAUCUGAAAUUCCUCCCUGUACUGUAGAUUCUUCUUGCCAUGAUAACAGUCGUGUUGCACAAGUGGAAAACAACAUUUUAACAGAGAAACUGCCGAGUGACUCUGAUUCUGGCCGUUCCAUGAGAGGGAGUGGCAGCGAAAAGAAACACCUUUCAAAACAAGAUCAAAGGGUGACAAACACCUCUGAGGAGAGUGGAAGUGGAUGCACCAAGUUUGAAAAUAUGAACGUUGGACAAGUUGUUAACCAUGGAAACUCGCUGCAUCAUGAUGAUGUAGAGAUUCACAGAGGUGUCUUUAAGAACAUUUUGACAGAACAAAAGCCGAAUGACUCUGAUUCUGGCCAGCUGUUCAGGCCACCUUUGAAAAUCGCAGACUCUGGAUUUACUAAGAAAAAGAGAAAAUUUAUUUAUUCUAUUGAGAUGUCAAAAACACAAGUUCAAGGAAAAGAAACCCAGUCUCAGAAGAUUGACCCAGUACCAGGGAUUCCAGAUUCUGGAUACAAAGCCAAGCCGUUGGGGAAAGCACCAGGUGAAGCAGACUGUUGCAGUGUCAGGGGGAAUGAGAUACAAAAACAGGAAAAUGAAGAAAAUCUACCUACUUCUGUACAAGCAAAAGUCCAGGAUCUUGACAUGUCGCAGCUCUGCAGAGAUUUUGCGCAAGACUUCAGUCAAAUGUUAGACCCCAGUAAAGUAAGUGAAGUAGCAGAGGAUACUCCUCGAAAUGGCUUCUCCUCAUCGGCUUGUCUGUCAGUCAUGAGACGAGCUAAACAGAGAGCAAGGCAAACAAAUGUUAACCAGGACUGUAAUGGUGUCGGUAACGGAGGACACGUUUCUAACACUAAUCAAAAUUACUCCAUCAAUGAGGGCACAGUCAGUGACAGUGGAUUCCAGUCUGCUGUUACAGAUGACACUCACCUGACGACAACAUUGUGUAUUCUUCCCAGCUCGGAGAACAUUGGUCAAAGUCAGAAGUGGACUGGAUGUACAGCUGGUAUCCACACGACUGCUUCUUUUCUAUCUACAAACACAGGAAAUGGAAAAUAUCCUUUGGAUGAUAUUUUACAAGAAGCUGACACUGAUGCCAAGCUGCACAGUGCAAUAAAGGAAAGCCAGACACUGGGCCCUUGCAGAGAGAGUGAGUUGCACACACAGAGCACAUCAACACAACCCCCGAGCAGUGCAAAAGGAACCGCAAAUAACCUUAAUUGCUUUCCACUCAAUAGUCAAGUUAAUGGCAGUUUCCCAGAGAAAACAACAGUUUCUCUUUCUUCCGUCCAUGCAUCAGGAUUCAAAACUGCUUCAAAUAGGGGUAUACAAAUUUCUUCAGCCAACCUAGAGAGAGCCAAGCGUCUCCUUGAAGAGAAUGAAGCUGAAAGGACGUUUAGUGAUCAGCCCAUCAACAGAGACCAUGACGCUAAAGAGGAAGUUAGCAUGACUAAUCAAGCAGUAUUGAAAAAUACAGUCUCUAACUCAAACCAGCCACCUUAUUCAUGUGAAAAGUUUGGGGAUAUCAGUUGCCAGUUAACAGCUUCACAAAAAGCUGAUGUGACAGAACUGUGCACUCUCCUGGAAGAAGCAGAUAGCCAGUUUGAAUUUACACAGUUCAAAACUGCAAAGCUGCAGCAGCAUUGUCAAGAUAAUGUAACCUGUCCCCAAAAAGUUGACAAAGAACUUGACCCUGAUUUUCUUAUGGGCAUUGAUUUUGAUGACAGCUUUAGUUCAGAUGCUGAAAAGCACCUGGCAAUAACUGUGAUGCUUGAUAAAAGGGCCCCAGUUUCAGAUGGUAAAGCAAACUGUGUGACAUCAAAGGGAAAGAGUAAAUCCACAGUUAUAUCAUCGUCAAGUGCAAUGAAAAAAGAAAAUUCUUCUACUGAAGACGUGUCUUCCUCUUCGAAGCACACCUCAGAAGGCAGUAUUAUGUCAGCUGAACCCAAAAACCUUGACAGAGCUGGGUUCACUGAAACAAGCAAGCAGGAGAACAAAAAUCCUUUGAUGCUUGGUGUAGGAUUUAAAACUGAGAGAAGAAAUGUUUUGAGAGUUUCAAAAAAAUGUUUUAGCGAAGCUAGAGCUUUGUUUGCAGAUUUAGAGGAAAAUCUGACAGAUCAGAAAUCACCAGAUGCGCAAAGCAGUGAAGUUGAUGCUAAAACCGAGCAGAGGCGGGUCACAAGCAUUAGAGAUAAAGAUUCUGCCAGAAAUUUUGAAAAUAGAAUGGACAAAUCCAUGUGUCGAAGUGGGUUCCAGAUGGCCAGUGGGAAAGGGAUUAAUAUUUCAGAAAAAGCUAUUCAAGAGGCAGAUGCUUUCUUCAAAGACUGUGACAUCAGUGACAGCAGCACUGGCAUGUCAAUAAAACAAAAAAAGGGCAUAGAAUCCUUGCCUGCAAGUGUCAGUCAUAAGAAAAAACAUUCAAAAUUCAAAAAUGUCGAGGGGAUUAAAGAAAACGUCUCUGAAGCACCAAUCUGUGAAUUUGAAAAAGUGAAGGCUGGACCAGCAACAGAGGUUUUGAGGCAUAAUGUGGAGAUUCAGAGUUCUGCUUUUAAGAAUACAUCGGCUUUACCAAAUGCAGUUUCUUUCCAUGGAAACUUGUCGGAGAGCACUGGUUCCUCUGCCAUUAAUCGGUUGAGCAAUGGAGGUGGAUUCUCUACAGCCAGUGGGAAGAAAGUAUCUGUGUCAGCUGAUGCAAUGAAAAAAGCCCAGUGUCUUUUGAAUGAAAUUCAUACAGAUGAGGACACAAAGGAACAACUGAAACAGAAAGGAGAUGCUCUAAGAACAGGUCAUCUCGCCAAUCAGAUUCAAGUUGCACCACCUAAAAAUGACGGAUUUCAGACAGCCAGUGGCAAAAGAGUUGUCAUUUCAUCUGCAGCUCUCAAGAAAGCAAAAUCAUUGUUGAGUCAAUGUGAAGCAGUUGAGGAUGAAGUCAGUGUAAAACCAACACAUUCCAAGAUGCCUGUUCUUAGCCUUUCAUCCAGGAAUAGUGGAUUUCAUGCAGCCAGUGGUAAGCCUGUGGCACUUUCAGCUGAGGCCCUCCAGAAGGCAAAAGCUCUUUUCAGUGACAUCACUUUCAGUGCAGAGAUCCCAGCUGUUUCAGACACAAGGAAUAGCGACAAGAAACAAGACAAUACUGGAAAUUCAGACAGAGUACAAUGUGGUUUCAUGACUGCAGGGGGAUCAACUGUCCGUGUGUCUCAGAAAAACCUGUUGAAAGCCACAAACAUUUUGAAAGAAUUUGAUGAUUGUUCUAUUCCUGCAAAGGCAACGCAAGGAGCAGAUGCUUUCUUCAAAGACUGUGACAAUAUGGACAGUAGCAAUGGAAUCCGUGAUAAAAGUGUAGAACCUGUGAGAGGGAGUCGCAGUGAGAAGAAACACCUUUCAAAAUUUAAACAACAUCAGAGGGUGACAAACACCUCUGAAGAGAGUGGAAGUGGGUGCGCUGAGUUUGAAAAUUUGAGUCUGCGACCAGUUGUCAACCAUGAAAACUUGCUGCAUCAUGAUGAUGUGGAGAUUCCCAAAGGUGUCUUGAAGAACACACCAGACUCUCCAAAUGGAAACCCGCCUUUGAUGGCAACGCCACUUUCUUCCCCAUUGUGCACAAUAUCAAAGAACAUCGGUUCCUCUGUCUUCAGUGAAUUUAGCAGCAGUGGUGGUGGAUUCUGUACCGCCAGUGGAAAAAAAGUAUCUGUGUCGGAUGACGCAAUAAAAAAAGCAAAAUCGCUAUUGAGUGAAAGUGCUGUCUUUACGGACACAAACAAACAACUGAAACAAAAAGAAGACCGUUUGCCACCACAGAACAGUGGAAAAGGAGUUGCUAUUUCAUUUGCAGCCCAGAAGAAAGCAAAACCUCUGUUAAGUGAAUGUGACGGAGUUGAGGACAAAAUCAGUGUAAAGCCAACACAUGCCAAGAUACCAGAUUCUUGUUCAUCACUCAGGAAUGGUGGAUUUCUUGCAGCCAGUGGUAAGCCUGUGGCAUUUUCUUCUGAGGCCCUCCAGAAGGCAAAAGCUCUCUUCAGUGACAUCAGUUUCAGUGCAGAGAUCCCAGCUGUUUCGGACACAGGGAAGAGUGAUAAACACAAAGAUACUCGAAUAAAUACAGAAAAAGUACAUUGUGGUUUCACAACUGCGGGGGGAGCCAAAGUCCGCGUGUCAGAGAAAAAUCUUUUGAAAGCAAAGAACCUUUUGAAAGAAUUUACAGAUGGGGAGAGUCAUGAUUCAAACUCAUGCUCAACAAGCCCACAUGACGCCCAUAAAACAGAUCCAUCAAAAGUGAAAGAUGUGAAAAGUUCAAAUUCUAAUGUCACCACAGCCAGAGACAAGGACAUGCCUGCGAGGGAAAGUGCCCCUAAGGUGGUCAAAUGUGUUCAGUCUAUGAAAGAGACUUACCAUGAAAAUGAAACUCUACAAAAUUCAAGUGCACAUGGUUCUGUUUCGAUCAAAGAAAAGGCGCUUAAAGAGGCAUCGAAGUGUAAAGAAGGCAAAAUUACCCCAUCAUCGGUGGACAACCUCCAUGACACUCCCGGAGCUGAGAUGGCAAAUGUGUUGGACAAUGAAGUAAAUCAUACAAGCAGCAGAGAGGGACCGAAGCUCAAAAGGUCAGAGGAGUCUUCAGGUCUAAUAUUACAGUCACUUAAUCUCAGUGGCUGCACUGAGACCCAGCAGAAGUUUCUGGCCCAGGAAGCUCUUGACUGCACUAAAGCUUUGUUAGAGGAUGAAAGUCUAGCUGGCCAGAGUCUCUCAGUGACGUUAGAAAAUGUGCCACAGCGAGAUGACCCAAAAUCCAACAACAGAUCUGUAGAGGAACAAAAAGGAAGAGGGAAAAGAUCAGUAGACGAUGCAGAUAUGACUGGCCAACCUCCGCUGAAAAGACGAUUGCUGGAAGAAUUUGAUAGGACUGUUGAUGGUCCAAGAUGUUCAACACUCAGACCACAAAAAAGUUGUCCAAAUAGUGUAAUUAAAGACAGAAGAGCUUUCAAGUACAGCGUCUCUCUUCAUCCAAACAUCACAAGGCCACACAAGAAUGGAAAAACCUAUGUGGAAACCAGCCAGCAAAAGACAACACCAACACAACAUUCAGCCUCAGGAGAGAGCAGAUCAGCACAUUCCAAGAUGCCAGUGUUUGUUCCUCCAUUCAUGAAAAACACAAAGACCGAGAGUCACAAGAAUACACUCCUCAAGGACAACAUAAGAACACCUUCUGCAUUUGUUCCCCCAUUCAAAAAACAAAGAACUAUUGUCCAAGAGAGCUCAUCUAAACCACAAGAGGAGGAGAAUAAACACCACUAUCUCUUUGUAGCACCCUCUUACAGCAACAUUUUUGUACCGCCCACUAAAAAGAAACAAAGCAGUAUAGAUGUAACUGGUAAUAGAAGCAAAGAAGACAUUGAGACAGUGGCCUUGCCUGAUACUACAAACGAUUAUUUGAAGGAUAAUCAAAAUGUUCCUGUUGGCUGUGGAUCAGAGGACGCUGCUGCAGAGGCAUCAUGUGUGGAGAACACAUUUUCCAGAAGCCAAGACAUGUUUCUGAAUCUUGAAAAUGUGGAACUGGCACGGGAUAUGCAAGACAUGAGAAUCAGGAAAAAGAAGCGGCAGACGAAUCGACCAUUUCCAGGCAGUUUGUUUCUAACCAAAACCUCGGGGGUUUCGAGGAUCCCAUUAAAAGCUGCAGUAAAUGGAAAACCUCCUGCAAGAUACACUCUAAAACAGCUGUAUGGAUAUGGAGUACAUCAGCAUGUGUCUGAGAUCACAAGUGAGACUGCAGAAACCUUUCGCUUCAAUUUGCAACAGUUCCUCAAACUGGAAGCAUUUAUAGACGGAGGUGGUGUUCAGCUUGCUGAUGGAGGAUGGCUGAUCCCCAGCAACGAUGGGACUGCAGGGAAAGAAGAGUUUUAUAGAGCUUUAUGUGACACCCCAGGUGUGGAUCCUAAGCUGAUAAGUGAGGAGUGGGUGUACAAUCACUACAAAUGGAUUGUGUGGAAACAGGCCUCCAUGGAAAGAUCUUUUCCAGAAACAAUGGGAAGCCUCCGUCUCACGCCAGAGCAGGUUCUCCUACAGCUCAAGUACAGAUAUGAUGUGGAGAUCGACCACAGCCGUAGGCCAGCUCUGAGGAAGAUAAUGGAAAAGGACGACACAGCAGCCAAAACCCUGGUGCUCUGUGUUUGUGGGAUCGUCUCCAGGGGUCAAUCCCCAAACAGACAGAGUCGUAAUGACACCAAGACUCCACAAGGAGCUGAUGCCAAGGUUGAAUCCCCAUCUGCAGUUGUUUGGCUGACAGACGGAUGGUACGCCAUUAAAGCCCAGCUGGAUGAACCUUUGACUGCCAUGCUUCACAAAGGUCGACUGGCUGUCGGUUGGAAGCUGAUCAUCCAUGGGGCUCAGCUGGUGGGAUCACAAGAUGCUUGCUCACCUCUGGAGGCACCUGAAUCACUCAUGUUAAAGAUUUGUACCAAUAGCAGCAGACCUGCACGGUGGGAUACUAAGCUGGGAUUUCACAGAGAUCCCCGGCCAUUCCUGCUUCCUGUCUCCUGUUUGUAUAGAAAUGGAGGGCCAGUAGGAUGUGUGGACAUUACCAUACUGAGAAGCUACCCCCUACAGUGGAUGGAGAGGAAACCAGAUGGGGGCGUUGUGUUCCGUUCUGUUCGUGCAGAAGAGAAGGAGGCGAGACGAUAUAGCAGCCACAAACAGAAGGCCAUGGAAAUCCUUUUUGCCAAGAUUCAAACUGAAUUUGAAAAAGAGGAGAAAGGUAAUAACAAACCUCAACGCAGAAGACGGACAAUAAGUCGUCAGGAUAUUGCAAAUCUGCAAGAUGGAGAGGAGCUGUAUGAAGCAGUGGGGGAUGACCCAUCUUACCUUGAGGCUCAUUUGAGUGAACAACAGUUAGAGACUCUACAAACCUACCGUCGCUCUCUGAUGGAGAAGAAGCAGGCUGAUCUGCAGGAUCGAUACCGUCGAGCUCUGGAAGCAGAAAACGAUGAUGGGGGCUGUCCUAAACGAGACGUUACACCUGUGUGGAGACUCCAUAUUGCUGACUCCAUGGGCCAACCUGGCAGUGUUUACCAGUUGAAUCUCUGGCGGCCUUCCUCGGAUCUACAGUCUUUACUGAAAGAAGGCUGUCGAUACAAAGUCUAUAACCUCACCACUUCAGAUGGAAAGAAACGCAGCGGCAUUGAAACUGUUCAACUCACUGGGACAAAGAAAACACAGUUUCAGGACCUACAGGCUUCCCAGGAGUGGUUAACAGCUCGUUUUCAACCGAGGGUUUCUACCAAUUUUGUGAAUAUUCAAAACCCAGAAUUCCAGCCACUGUGUGGAGAGGUUGAUCUCACAGGAUAUAUCAUCAGUGUCAUAGACGGACAGGGUUCCUCUCCUGCAUUUUAUUUGGCUGAUGGAAGACUGAACUUUGUUAAAGUGCGCUGUUUCAGCAGCUUUUCUCAGUCUGGCCUGGAAGAUGUCGUAAAACCCCGUGUGCUGUUGGCUCUGAGUAACCUGCAGCUCAGAGGUCAGUCCACAUGUCCCACUCCUGUUGUGUACGCUGGAGAUCUGACCGUCUUCUCUACAAACCCCAAAGAGGUUCAUCUACAGGAAUCCUUUAGCCAGCUCAGAAACCUGGUCCAGAGUCAGGAGAACUUUUUUCCAACUUGUGAGGAGAAGCUUUCACAUUUAGUCAAGUCUAAUGGCCUGAGCUCCAUCUGUUCUCCAGCUCUGCAACCACAAACCCCAGCUUGUACAUCAGACAGAAGACAAGACACCAGUCUGGUAUGUCAGCAGCCAAUCAGAAGCCUUGGAUCCUUCACACCUGUCAGCAGAAACACUCCUGCAGCAACCCCUUCAACUGAGAAAGACUCCAAAAGCCUGAAGAGGAGAAGAGCUCUGGACUAUCUUUCUCGUAUCCCGUCUCCACCAUCUCUCGCCCAUCUGGGCGCAGUGGCUUCUCCAAGUGUAAAUAAGACAUUCAACCCCCCUCGGAGGUCUGGGACACCAAGCACUUUAAAAACUGUACAGACUCCAGCUCGCAAACCUGUUGUUCCGCAGGUGGAAGAUGAAUGGGUGAAUGACGAGGAACUGGCGAUGAUUGAUACUCAAACAUUGCUUGCUGGUGGUUUACUGAUGUCUUACACCGAAUCCUCCUGUUCGGCCUCUCCUGAUGUAGAAAGCUCUUGUGUGGGUGAAAGUACUGAAGGUGGUAGAGAUGCCUCUGCUGACAAAAACCCUGUUUGUGUGAGCAGUGACUGCAUCAGUCGGGACAGCAGUGUGAGGGAGCGUGUGUUAAAGGAGGUAGGACUCACCAGCACCACCUUCAUUGGUCCGGCAUUUCCUCCAGAAAUAGCCACAAUCAAGUCUGACAUUGAAGACACACUGAGCGAGUUUUAUAAAGAGCUUGAGAAGAUCGAUACACCUGAUGGUGCUAAUGGUAACCCAGGGAAACAAGGUAAAUGUUUUGUUCAACCACCCUCACCUCCAAAAACAUCUAGCAGCAAACAGACUCAGGAUGUACGCAAGGAGAAAAGUGUUCACGCAAUGAAAUCUGAAAAAUCUGACGGCUUCCGGAAAAGCAGUGGACAGAACCAGCCCUCCUGGCCUCACUGGUAUCAAAAUAAGCCAUACUACCCCAGAAGGCCGAGACCAGGCAUGGACCCGAGUUUUGGUAGAGCUGCUCCAACUCAAAAUAACUGGAAUUAUCCUCAACCACUGGACAGACCACCAAACCCAAGAUUACAUACACCCCCAUUCCAUCACGCACCACCCCCAUCUGCAUUCCCAAAUCCCCAAAACCCGCCACCACACAUGAAUCAUAACUGGAGAAGUUCAGGCAUGCCGAACCAGUAUCAAGAGGAGGCACAUUUUCCAACAUUUUCAAGCUUCCCAUCUCAGAAUGUAUACAGUCCCCCCACUCAGGGCUAUUAUGGAGAUUAUCCACAUCACUUAGACAGGGACGAACGGGGUUGUAGCUACGACACAUACUCAGAUGACGGAAAUAGGGGAUGGCCUAGAGACAGAGAAGAAGAGUGGUCUCAGUUCGAUGAAGACAAUGACAGGGGCCAGAGAUUUGUUUCUGAAAAUGAACUCUGGAAGCAACAGCAUCACUGCCGAUCUUCUGAUAACACUCAUGCAUCCUCUUCUUUGGUGCUGAUCUUAAUGAGGGGAUUGCCAGGAUCUGGGAAAUCUACACUGGCCAGGGAGCUGCUCACCACUGGUCCCAGUGGGCUGAUACUGAGCACAGAUGACUACUUUGCUCAAAAGAAUGGCUACCGCUAUGACCCAGGCCUUCUUGGCGUGGCACAUGAAUGGAACCAGAGCAGAGCUAAAGAUGCUAUGCAUGAUUGCCGGUCUCCAAUUAUUAUUGAUAAUACAAACAUUCAAGCCUGGGAAAUGAAGCCAUAUGUCAAAAUGGCCUUGGAGAGAGGAUACAAAGUGGACUUCUGUGAACCUGACACCAGCUGGAAGUUGGAUCCUUAUGAGCUUGAAAAGAGGAACAAACAUGGUGUUCCCCAGGAGAAGAUCAUGCAGAUGCUGGAUCGCUUUUCAUUUCCCAUAUCCAUAGACAUCGUCAUGAGUUCACCAGAGCCGCCUCACAUUAACCAGAGACGUCGACCAGAGCAUGCGCAGACGAUGAGGAGAAACAGAGACUUCUGUUAGUUACUGCAAGGAUUUAACCAGCCAAAUAAUUUGCCUUGAAGAACAACAUUUUUGUAAUGGUUUAAAUACUGUUGCUGCUGUUUCUACAUGAUUUUAAUAUAUAAUUUUGUAUGAUGUAAAUUUGUGGAAUGGCAAAACAAAUAUAUUUUCUCUAAAGAAGUUUUCAUUAUUAAAUUGUCAUGUGUAAAAUCUUUGCUAGAAAAACUCUUUUCUACAUUCCACUCUAUUAUUUUUGAAAUUUGUAAAAUAUGGAACAACAUGGAAAACCAUCUGCCUAAUGUUAGUUUCCUGUUUAAAUUGAUUACCAGUUGCUUGUUAAAAUAGUUUUCAGCAUAUUCUCAUUCCCUUAAAUCUGCAGAGCAUCUGUGAGAAUAUUCUGUUCUGGUAAACCACAAGUUUAUCUCUAUGGUUGUACAAACGCAUUUUUGUUUUGAGCCAAAAAGUUGCUCGUUCUCUCUGUUGGUGCUUGCAAGACACAUCAAAAUGCAAUUUGUAAUGUAAUUUAUUUGUUUAUUUCUCAAUAUUUUAUCAAUUGGACAAUUUCUGCUUUUUUUAAUUUUAGUUUUUGGGCUAAACUGUGAAAGUGAAGCAAUAGUGAAUAUACCGGUAGUACAAAAUAGCCAUAAACUGUUGAGUCUUGUUAAACACUCAGUUUCCCAUGGGACCAGCUGGCCAAAGCAGAAUAAUCCCACUACACCUGCAGUGCGAAAACAAUAUAUAGAGACAUAAGCACUGUAGCUUCUCUGAUAUUCAGCAGAAUAAUAGUGAGUGUGGAGUGUGACGUGCCAGUUUGAUAGCAUUCAUUACUGGGUCUCACAGGAAAUCACAUUUUGCCUUUGUAUUCCCUCUGGUGUUCAUUAAAGCAGCACGAACAGGUGCUGCUUUAUUGACUUCAGCCAGGGAUUAUUUUUGUCUGGACCUCAAGAUUGUUGUUGCUCGAACGUAUAUCUCCAUUUGAGGAGGCAUUUUGAUCCAAUCAGUUUGAAAUUUUAUACAUCAAAUGGUGUUGGCUGAAAUCAUUAUUAUACCAUGUUAGACCCAACUGUUUUAUUGCUGUGGAUUUUGGGCCAUGCUCAUAUUUUCCAGUGGAGCUUCACGUGACAGAUCUGGGUUAGUUUUUCUGUUCUCUGCUUCACAUUAUGCAGACCUCGCUGUUUCAUGUUUAAAAAUAGCACAAAAGGAAAAGAACAUUGAAAACUGGAUGCACAUAAAGUGAGAGUUAUUUCAACCAAGUAUGUGCUGGUUUUGGCUGAUAGAGGAUGAUCAGUGGAGGCUUAAAAUACCAAGGGGGGGACAUCUUGCAUUAGUACCCCAGCAGUAACUGCAGGUAAAGCUAUGUAUGGUUGUUAAGAUUGUCAGAGGUCAUUUUGAAAGGCUUGUGAUGUUAUUAAGCAAAUACCCUCAUUAAGUGUCUUUCAGUCCAUGAUAGUAAGGGUCCACUUUUCUUUCAGUCCUCCUCAUGUGGUAUCUCAUCAUUAGUUUUGAAACUUCGCCCUGCUAUAUCAUCUUAUUUUACAGUGUUUUAAACUGAUUCCAAUUAGUCAAGAUGAUAUUUACUGCAGUUUGAAACACUGUAUAGUAUUUCCUUUAAUUUGUCCCCCUCCUGUUGGACAGACAUGGACAUUACACAGAUGCCAGCAGCACUUUCAUCACAAGACUGAAGUGCAUUUUCUGGUAGACUUUGUCCAAUUGGUCUUGACAGUCACAAACUCAGAACCUGUGAUUUUUCCUCACAUUGCUGAGGAGCAUGUGAUCCCUCCAUGGAAUAAAAUUGUUUGCUCCCUUA